Brassica napus (rape) is the source of this 4346-nucleotide messenger RNA. RefSeq lists its product as uncharacterized. The coding region runs from base 1032 to 4346 and encodes 1104 amino acids. The record is from RefSeq and is a predicted model, not a curated record. The transcript has 5 exons. Lineage: Eukaryota; Viridiplantae; Streptophyta; Magnoliopsida; Brassicales; Brassicaceae.
GUGGCCAUCGUAGAAACUCCAGACACUGACUCGUUGUUUUUUUUUAUCGUUGUCAUUUACCCACACCCUAGUCCAUGAUGCAGCUGCCUUAUUUUCCAACGUAUCAUAACUGUAAACAUUUCACAACUUUAAUUAUUGCAAAAAUAUCAACGUGAUGUUAUCUUCACAAAUCUGUUUAAUCGUCUGAAGUGUUGUGGGCAUCUGCCCAUUCAUACCAAACCCGAUAAAACUAUAAACAAAAAGUUUACGAGAAGACAAAGAUUUGUACCUACGUGACAUGACAUCCGGAAUAAGUCGAACGCUCCUACCAAACCGAUCAAAAACCCAAAAAGCUAAGGAGGGUUUUAAGGGGGCUGCUUUCACUACAAAAAAAGUCUUCAUUGAUAGCACAUGACUAUAGCACGUUUUACUGAACUGCUAUCAUAGAUGAGUCUAAAAUUUGCUUAUUAUAUAAUAGGGUUAAUUAAACGCUAUGGUAGAGUUUCACUAAGCGGGAACCUAAAAUUAGCUUUACCGCGGCACACUUAGUGAAAAAAAGACUAAUCUGAUUAUUUUUCCUCUCUCCACUCGCGAAAUACCUUUCUCUUUUUCUCAGUUUCCCCUCUUUCUCUACUAACCCUAAAAAAAUUAGACCACAAUCUCCAUCACUAAAACCCUAAUCCGCUAAUCCAGAACCGUAAUUGAGCUCCCCACAUCCAUUAUUGUCGAUUGCGAAGGUAUCGAAGAUUGAGAUUGCGACAUCUCUGUUGAUUUGUUAUCUCAAAUGGAAGAGAUGUUUUCUGCUUGCUUCGAUUUCGUCUUUUCUUUCUUUCCUGUUUGAUUUGCGUUCCUGCUCUACGUUCUUUGCUUAGAUUUCCUUUAUUAUAUUCUUGACAACAUUUAACUUGAUUCAUGAUUUUAUCGAUUUCGAUUUACAUUAUUUGUUACUUUGAAUGGUUCUCUAUGUUACUAAAGGUUUGAAUGUAGGUUUUAGAACAUAGAUGAUGGAUAAAGACUGGGUUCAUCUGAGCAGGUAAUGAAUUUUAUCAUAUAUGUUAUGUUUCAGUAUGUGUUUAGUCACUGAGCUUGUGAAUUUUUGUUCAUGUCACCGAAGAGUCGAUCCUGCUUAUGAGAGAGGAGCUACUAAGUUUGUACGGGAAGUGGCUGCAGCUUCAGGAGGAAGUGGCUGCAUUGACUGUCGUAACAUAGAUCGUCAUUGCGGAAGUGUGGUAGUUGCUCAUCUUGUUACUAGAGGAAUGGAGGAGGCUUAUAAGAAGCGCACUGAUUGGUAUCUGCAUGGAGAGUUGAGCUCAGUGGUUGCAUAUGAAAGAAGGGCAAGUCAAUGGAAUGAUGAGAUCAUUGGUUUAUACAGAGCCGCUGAGUGUUCUGAUGAAGCUUUAGCUGGUACGGGGGAUGUCUUUGAGAUAGCAGAGGGAGAGGACAAGAAAGAAGAUGAAUUUUUGGCGAAGCUAGCUGAAGCUGAAACACCUUUGUAUCCUACAUGUGCGAACCACAGCAAGUUAUCUGCAAUAGUGUCAUUAUUUAGAUUGAAGACUCAGAAUGGAUGGUCUGACAAGAGCUUCAAUGAACUGCUAGAGACGUUGCCGGAAAUGUUACCAGAGGAGAAUGUGCUGCACAUUUCACUGUACGAGGUUAAGAAAUUUUUGAAAUCAUUUGAUAUGGGUUACGAGAAGAUCCAUGCUUGUGUGAAUGACUGCUGCCUAUUCAGAAAGAAGUUGAAGAAGCUUGAGUACUGUCCAAAAUGCAAGGCAUCGAGAUGGAAGAGUAAUAUCCAUACUGGUGAGAAGAAGAAAGGAGUCCCACAGAAAGUAUUACGCUACUUUCCAAUAAUUCCACGGUUGAAGAGAAUGUUCCGGUCUGAAGAAAUGGCUAAGGAUCUAAGGUGGCACUUCAGCAACAAAAGCACUGAUGGGAAACUUCGACACCCUGUUGAUUCAGUCACAUGGGAUCAGAUGAAUGCGAAAUACCCUGUCUUUGCCGCUGAAGAAAGGAACAUGAGGCUUGGACUUUCAACAGACGGAUUUAAUCCAUUCAACAUGAAGAAUUCUAUGUACAGCUGUUGGCCGGUAUUGUUAGUCAACUACAACUUGCCACCUGAUUUAUGUAUGAAGAAGGAGAACAUAAUGCUUUCACUGUUGAUUCCUGGUCCACAACAGCCCGGUAACAGUAUAGAUGUCUACUUAGAGCCUCUCAUUGAAGAUCUAAACCAUUUGUGGAGCAGUGGAGAGUUAGUGUACGACGCGUUUACUCGAUCAACUUUCACACUGAAGGCAAUGUUGCUUUGGACGAUCAGUGACUUCCCAGCUUAUGGGAAUCUUGCAGGCUGCAAAGUGAAGGGAAAAAUGGGGUGUCCUUUAUGUGGGAAAAACACAGACAGUAUGUGGCUCAAGUACAGCAGAAAACAUGUGUAUAUGUGCCACAGAAAAGGUCUGCCACCAGCUCAUACUUUUCGGGGAAAGAAGAAGUGGUUUGAUGGAAAAGCUGAGCAAAGGAGAAGGGGGAGAAUUUUAACCGGCCUUGAAAUUUCACAAAAUCUCAGAAAUUUCAAGAAUGACUUUGGCAAUGUUAAACAUUCUGGGAGUAAGAGAAAAAAGAUGGUCUGUACGGAUUUAGAUGAAGAGGAAGAGGAAGAGGAAGAUGAGGAGGAAGAGGAAGAAGUGGAAAUAGAUGAGGAUGAGUUAUCUAGAUGGAAGAAAAGAUCUAUCUUUUUCAAGCUACCUUAUUGGGCGGAACUCCCGGUGAGGCACAACUUAGAUGUUAUGCAUGUAGAGAGAAAUGUGGCUGCUAGUCUAGUUUCGACAUUGUUGCACUGUGGGAAAUCCAAGGACGGUCUUCCGGCUCGUAAAGAUCUUGAGGAUCUUGGUAUAAGGCAGGAUUUGCACCCUCGCAUACAUGGAAAACGAACAUAUCUUCCUCCAGCCCCGUGGUCUUUGUCUAAGACAGAGAAGAAGAUAUUUUGCAGGAGGCUUUUUGACUUCAAAGGGCCAGAUGGAUAUUGUUCCAACAUAUCUAGAGGUGUUUCGUUAGAUGACUGUAAAGUCACAGGGCUGAAAUCACAUGACUAUCAUGUGUUAAUGCAGCAACUUCUUCCCAUUGCAUUGAAAGGGCUGUUACCUAAAGGACCGAGACUUGCCAUUUCAAGGUUAUGCGCAUUCUUCAAUCUGUUGUGCCAGAGAGUUAUUGAUAGAGAGCAGCUUCUGGUUAUGGAAGCGGAGAUUGUAGAGACGCUUUGCUUGUUUGAAAGAUAUUUUCCUCCAAGUUUCUUCGAUAUCAUGGUCCAUCUGACUGUGCAUCUAGGAAGGGAGGCCCGGCUUGGUGGACCUGUCCAUUUUAGAUGGAUGUACCCAUUUGAAAGGUACAUGAAAGUCCUCAAAGACUUUGUUAGAAAUCCUGCUAGACCAGAAGGGUGCAUUGCUGAGUCUUAUCUUGCCGAGGAAUGUAUGAAGUUUUGCAGUGAUUUUCUCAGGAAGUCAACAAAUGUACAAGAUAAAGUAGAGAGAAACAUGGACUAUGAGAACAGCUCUAUCUUAGAGGGUCGUCCAAUAUCAGCUGGCACAUCAGUUACACUCACUGAAAUGGAGAAGAAAAUAGCACACCUUGCUAUCAUCCAAAACCUUGCUCUCGUCGAACCUUUUGUAGAUGAGCAUCUCCAGUAUUUACAAGACUCAGAUGACAGAUGUAGGAGAGAUGCAUCCAUCUUAUGGAGUAUGCAUACUAAGAAUUUUGCUUCAUGGCUAAAAGAACAGGUGCCUCUUGAUUCUAAAGAACAUGACGAAACACUCAAGUGGCUAGCCUAUGGUCCACGUUCUUCAGCUAAGUCAUAUACGGGCUAUAUAGUUAACGGUCAGAGGUUUCACACCGCAUCAGUUGAUAGAAAAAGUCAGAAUUCUGGGGUUUACUAUGAGGCUACAGCAGUUUGUAGAUCUAGUGCGAAAGAUACAGCACAUGUGGUUGAUUGGGUUUCCUACUACGGCAGAGUAACUGACAUCAUUCUGAUAGACUAUAAUGUCUUCUAUGUUCCUCUGUUUCGGUGUCAUUGGGCUGUAAAGGGUAAUGGAGUGAAGAUUGAAGAUGGGUUUACACUUGUUAACAUGAAUCAUAGUCAAGCCUCUUUCACAAGUGAUCCUUACAUUAUGGCUUCUCAGGCGAAGCAAGUCUUUUACUCAAGGGAAAAUGAGACUUCUAAUUGGUAUAUUGUAAUGAGAGGUCCUUCAAGAAGAUAUAGUAAAGAAGAUAUUCAAGAGGGAAAUGCUGAGAUUGGUCCACUGCCUACAAAUAUUGACAUGGAAGUCGACAAUGAUGAAGCCUACGAAGUCAGAACAGAUUGUGAAGGAAUAUAUGUUUGA